Molecule: messenger RNA, 3423 nt
Organism: Poeciliopsis prolifica (blackstripe livebearer)
Lineage: Eukaryota; Metazoa; Chordata; Actinopteri; Cyprinodontiformes; Poeciliidae
Gene: rufy3
Product: RUN and FYVE domain containing 3
Exons: 18
Coding region: 652-2538 (628 amino acids)
Biological process (GO): regulation of axonogenesis
Cellular component (GO): cytoplasm
Molecular function (GO): metal ion binding
Source: RefSeq, a predicted model, not a curated record
GUCAUACGUCAUAAAACAUGUAUUGAUCAUCGGUUCUGAAGCGUCAUUCCUUGUGGACCAAUGAGCUGCAGCCGGUUCUGUGAUGGCGUUGCCAUGACGACAGGCGGCCGUUAUUGCCCAGCUGAACCAUUAGCAUUGCUUUGAUACUCCAGAGACCCCCGUCUGCCCUGUUCUCCUCUCUUUCUGUACGCAUGCGCCAUCUGCUCACAUGACGCGCGUGUCGCCGUGCCCAGCACCGCUGUCGGCCAUCUUGGUCGACACCCACCCGGUGGAGUCACUGCGGUGCACAGGCGGCCCAAUCAGAGGCGGCCGGUGCUGAGCUGACUGGAAGAGGGGCUGGGAUGAUUUUUUUUGUUUUGUUUUUUUUGUAAUGGUGUGUGUUUCUUUCACAACACUGCGCUCUGUUGCAUUUUAAACGACCGGUCUGGGAGAAUAGUAGGCUGAGGAGGAAGAGCGGAGGCCCUGGCAGCUUAUUUCAUCCAUUUGUAUGGAAGAGAAGGGGAGGAUGCAGAGCUAAAGAGGAAGAGGAGCAGCUCUGACACCUGCCUCUUCAUCGCCUCCUCUCUUUCUCUCGGUCGUCAUCCUCUCUGGAUCCAAGGCCAUUUUCCUUCCUGCCGUGAUUUUUGGCCCCGCGGACCAGGCUGAGUCAUCAUGUCGGACCUGACGCCCCAGAGCGAGACCCCGACCCCCACCACAGACAAGAUCACCCAGGCCGCGCGGGAGACCAUCUAUCUCUGCAACUUUCGCGUUUCCGUGGACGGCGAGUGGCUCUGCCUGCGCGAGCUCAACGACAUCUCGCUCACGCCGGACCCCGAGCUGGACCACGAAGAUCCCAAAGACCCGAUUGCCAUUGAAAGGCUCAACUUGAUGAACAUGGCCAAGCUGAGCAUCAAGGGUCUGAUCGAGUCGGCGCUCAACCUCGGACGUACGCUGGACUCCGACUACGCGCCGCUCCAGCAGUUCUUUGUCGUCAUGGAGCACUGCCUUAAACACGGACUAAAAAGUAAGAAGACGUUCCUGGGGCAGAACAAGUCGUUCUGGGGGCCGCUGGAGCUGGUGGAGAAGCUGACCCCCGAGGCCGGAGAGAUCACUGCCAGCGUGAAAGACCUGCCUGGGUUAAGAACUCCGCUGGGAAGAGGCCGGGCCUGGCUGCGCCUGGCUCUGAUGCAGAAGAAGCUCUCAGACUACAUGAAGACCAUCAUCAACAGGAAGGACCUGCUCAGUGAGUUUUAUGAGCCAAACGCCCUGAUGAUGGAGGAGGAGGGCGCCGUCAUCGCCGGGCUGCUCGUCGGCCUGAACGUCAUCGACGCCAAUCUGUGCAUGAAGGGGGAGGACUUGGACUCGCAGGUCGGCGUCAUCGACUUCUCCAUGUACCUGAAAGAUGGAGGACACAGCAGCAAGAGUGCAGAGGGUGACGGUCAGAUCACUGCGAUCCUCGAUCAGAAGAAUUACGUUGAAGAACUGAACAGACACUUGAGUGCAUCGGUAAAUAACCUCCAGGCCAAAGUAGACGCUCUGGAGAAGUCCAACACGAAGCUGACGGAAGAGCUUGCAGUGGCAAACAACAGGAUCAUCACUUUACAAGAGGAUGUGGAGAGAGUAAAGGAAGAGAGCUCAUUUCAGCAGGAGUCCAGGAAGGCGUCGUCAGCAGACGGACAAGUUCUGGGUGAAACCCGGAAGCAGCUGAAGGAGGAAACUCAGCUUCGACUGGAUGUGGAGCGGGAGCUGGAGGUGCAGAUUGGGAUGAAGCAGGAGAUGGAGCUGUCCAUGAAGAUGCUGGAGAAGGACAUCUGUGAGAAGCAGGACGCUCUGGUGGAGCUCCGGCAGCAGCUGGAAGACCUUCGUGCCAUCAACCAACAGCUCAGCCACAAGUCACAGAGCGCAGAUGCGAGCUCCAAGCAGAAAAGUGAAGCCAUCGCUCGGCUGGAGGAGAAAAUCGGCCAGAUGUCUGGCACCGUGAAGCAGCUGGAGAACAGAUGCAAACAGGCCGAGAGGGAACGGGAUCUGGCCUUAAAGGCCAACCGGCUCUUCAAGCAGGACUUUGGAGACAAAAUUGAGGGUCUGCAGGCGGAGGUGGAGCAGCUGCGCAGACAAAGAUUUGGUCUGGAGCAGGAGCUGAGGAGAGAACGAGAGCAGAAGCAAAACCUGAGCGCUGCAUCCAGAGCUUCUGCUCCGAGGAAGAUCAAGCAUCCAGAGAGUCCUCCAAAGCAUCUUUCACAAUCUACACCAACCAAGUCGGCCCAGCCACUGGGAGAACUGGAAGAGAAAACCAGUCUGAGCUCCAGUCUAUCAUUGUCACAUACUGAGGAUGAGCAGGAAGAGACGCUCCCUGAGGGCCCCCAGCCUUACGUUUGCACCCUGUGUAAACAGGACGACUCCCUCUUGAGGACAAAGAAACAAUGCAAGAACUGCUUAAACUUUUUCUGCGAGAGCUGCGUCUCUCAUGAGCUGCCGCUGCCUUCCUCCAUCCUGCCGGAGACGGUGUGCACGUCCUGCUACUCGCAGUUACUGCAGCAGUACGCGUCGGCGCCAACAUGAGCUCGCAGAACAACCAGAGGCAUUAAGACCCAAAAACCGGCACUCCAGGAAGCACUUUCCCCUCAAAAAAUCAUAAAGAUCCUCUUUGGGGUGUUUUUUUUUAAUAUUCAAAUGUUUGUCAUGCAGGUUUUCAACCAGUAACACCUUUAUAUGGUGCUACUGGUCACUUCCGCUUCACCUUAAGGGAAAAUCGGCUGCAGCUUAGCUGAUAAAGGCACCAAACUGGAUUUAAAACACAUUUAUAUAAUCUCUCUCGUUGUUUCUUAAAAUAAAAAUAUCCACUGAAUGGGAUAUUGCUGCGUAUUUCAACAGAUAUUUAUGUUUUUAAUGAAUAAAAAUGGAGAAACUGUUAUGUUAUGCUUGUAUUUUGAGCUUCUGCUUUGCUUUUUGUAGUGUUGAUAGCAGAUCACAGUUUCACAGUUUUGGUCUCUGGAUCAGAUUUCCGCUGGUGCCAAGUGGGGAUCAUCCGUUAUGAGAACUGAAACAAAUUUGUCCUGAAGUGUUUAUUUUAAAUGAGAAAAAAGUGGCCACAUACUUCUCAUUUCUCCUUAUUUUGAGAAAUUGCAUUAACCUUAGGGUUUGAAAACAUAAAUACAGAAAAACAUGUCAACCAUGAGCUUAUGUUGCUAACCGAAGCAGGGUUAAGUUAGGUGGGAGAUCUGAGUUUAUGGUUAUAAACAUCACCUUUUUUAUCAUUUAUUCCUAAUUAGCUUUUUUUCAGCUGUCACCAAACCAAAGUGCAUCGACAAUCUGCAACUGGAGUGAAUAUGUUAGGUGGAGCAACCUAAACGAGCCAGCAUGAAUUUUGCGUUUGGUUUAUUUUAUUAUUGCAAAUGUACAUGUGAGCUGAAGCUGCUUUUAAGAUAAAUAAAAAACUGACAUCCA